Molecule: messenger RNA, 1641 nt
Organism: Mangifera indica (mango)
Lineage: Eukaryota; Viridiplantae; Streptophyta; Magnoliopsida; Sapindales; Anacardiaceae
Product: lipoyl synthase 1, chloroplastic-like
Exons: 7
Coding region: 192-1241 (349 amino acids)
Biological process (GO): lipoate biosynthetic process
Cellular component (GO): mitochondrion; chloroplast
Molecular function (GO): 4 iron, 4 sulfur cluster binding; lipoate synthase activity
Source: RefSeq, a predicted model, not a curated record
CAGAUGAAAAAACCCAACUGGUGUUUGAGUAGGGCGUUAACAGUUUUUUAACUACCAAAGACAGACAGCUUUGUCUUUGUAUUGAAUUUCAGGCGGAGAUUUCAAUGCUUCUUACUUGAAUUUGAAGAACUAACUUUUUUCAUCUUCUCCGUGUAAGAACCCCCAUUUGCUUGUUCGAAUUAAAAUCCGCAAUGAUUCAUUCCUCCAUUUCGAAACCUUCAGUCUCAUUCUCAGUUCCCGUGAAAGUCCGAUGCGAUUCAAAGAUCGACUCCAUUAAUCCCCCAUUACAACAAAAACAACACGUAGGUCCGUUCACAGGGAGAGACCCGAAUGUCAAGAAGCCUGCGUGGUUGAGACAGAAAGCUCCUCAAGGAGAAAGGUUUCAACAAGUUAAAGAAUCCCUCUCCAAUUUGAAACUCAACACUGUUUGCGAGGAGGCUCAGUGUCCCAAUAUUGGAGAGUGUUGGAACGGAGGUGGGGAUGGUAUUGCAACCGCGACAAUCAUGGUACUUGGAGAUACUUGCACCCGUGGAUGCAGAUUUUGUGCUGUCAAAACCAGCAGAAACCCUGCACCACCUGAUCCUAUGGAACCAGAAAACACUGCUAAGGCCAUAGCAAGUUGGGGGGUGGAUUAUAUUGUCAUAACAAGUGUAGAUCGUGAUGAUAUACCUGAUGGUGGAAGUGGACACUUUGCUCAGACUGUCAAAGCUAUGAAGAGACUCAAGCCUGAGAUCAUGGUUGAGUGUUUAACUUCUGAUUUCCAGGGUGACCUAACGGCUGUAGAUACUCUUGUACACUCAGGUUUAGAUGUCUUUGCUCACAAUAUUGAAACAGUGAAACGGCUUCAGCGAAUUGUCAGGGAUCCUCGGGCUGGGUAUGAACAAAGUUUAUCGGUUCUGAAACAUGCAAAGUUAAGCAAAAAGGGGAUGAUAACAAAAUCUUCUAUAAUGCUGGGUCUUGGAGAAACUGAUGAUGAGUUGAAGGAAGCGAUGGCUGAUCUAAGGGCUAUAGAUGUUGAUAUUCUAACUCUUGGACAGUAUCUUCAGCCAACACCACUACAUUUGACUGUCAAAGAAUAUGUCACCCCAGAAAAGUUUGAUUUCUGGAAGGAAUAUGGCGAGUCUAUUGGGUUUCGUUAUGUAGCUAGUGGCCCAAUGGUUCGAUCCUCUUACAGGGCGGGGGAGCUCUUUGUUAAGUCAAUGGUAAAAGAGAGGGCUAAAGAGACUGCUUCUGCAUCAUAGUGGAUUUUGUUCAUCAGACUCUGGAUUAUGAAGAUUACCACAGAAGUACCAGAACUGGACAGCACUAACAUCUUCAGUCCAGGCUUACUGGUUUCAGUGAUGGCCUUGCCCUUGAUUCUUUAAGGCAAAGCUGCCUUAACCUUAUUUCAUAUAUAAUCAUUUAGACUCUUGAUAUAUGCUGCAUUGAUUUUUUUUUUUUUUUUUGUUAUCUUAAUGAAAUCUGGCUAAUAGACAAUCAGAGAGAAUGUUUGCUUUUCAAUAACUUAUCACAUAUUCAGGAUGUAUACCUGGUUUUUUCACCAACGCUUUUGAUUGUUGUAUGUGCAGGAAACUGAAAUGUAAUGAGAUGAUGAAAAAAAAUUGCAAAAACUAAUUUAAGUUGAUGGGAAUUGGAUCCUUA